AUGGAAAUCAAUCCAGCCAAGCCAGAGACCAAAACGAUAUGCGCGACCGAUCACGCCGGCACUCAAACCGUGGCGGCAGUGGUCGACACAAUUCCCGCCGUGGAUCGUAUGAAAGCCAGCAGAAUUUUUCAAGCCCACAGCACAGGGAGCCCAGCGCAAUGUCUCUCCCCUCCUCCAACUCAAUCCCGGGAGGUCGCAGAGACUGUGCAACCAAAUGGCGAGACUGUGACGACCCAGCCGAACCCUUCCUCGGCACCAAGCACGCCGGCCGCGCAGUCGCAGACACAACAUCAAUCUCACACCGAAUCCGAACCACCUGUGAGGCAAUCAUCCGUUACAUGCCCUCCAUAUGACUACGAGUAUGUCACGGACACGAUCGUACAGGAAUGGUCGUCGACAGGAAAGCAAAAAGUCGUGGAGGAAGGAACUUCGGCUCGGGUGCAAGAGAAUCUCGCCGGUCUAGCUUCGAUCUACCAGGAGCUCAUCAGAUCUGCGAUUUACGGAAGACUGUCACCUUCGGAGGCAGGAACAGCUGUCAAAGAGAUUAUUGGCGAUAACUUUGCAAUAGAGAAUGUGGAACUGGAGAGCAAAGAAGCCAAAGCUUCACCUUCCGUUUUUGAUCCACGUUCUUUGUUCCUCGAUACCCUUUCUAUCAUCACCGACUCCGAUACCUCCAAUGUCGCACUCAAACCUCUUGUUUUUGCGACUUCGAUUUCUCCUGCUCUAAUGCGACUCCAACUUGACACCCCUUUGUUGCAAUCCCUAGGAUUGGUUCGUGAGACCUUUGCCCGCAUGGGAAUCCGCAAGCAAACCAAUCUGCUCUAUCGUCAAUCCAACUAUAACCUUCUCAGAGAAGAGACAGAGGGAUACUCGAAACUUCUCACUGAGCUCUUCGCCACAAGCGGCAAUGAGCCGCCAUCGAGCGAAGUGGUCGAAGAUACCUUCGAAAGGGUAAAGGCCAUGAUUGGCGCCUUUGACAUGGAUGUUGGUCGAGUUUUAGAUGUGACAUUGGAUGUGUUCGCUGCCGUGUUAGUCAAACAAUUCCGGUUCUUCGUGAAGUUGUUGCGAGUCAGCUCCUGGUGGCCCAAAGAAAAUGAGACUACGCGAGAGGCCCUGCACAACUUCGGAUUGCCAAAUUGGGCUCUCCCAGGCUCUACAGGCUGGAUCACGACAGAUGAGGAACAAGCCGCCAUUAUGAAGUCAAAUGAGGAACGCGAUCGAAAGUUCUGGGAUCGAGUGCGAGAGGUUGGUAUUCAAGCUUUCUUCGAGAUUGGGCACAAGUCAAUUUCGAAGGAAGAGCGACUUCAAUUGCUUGCAGAGAAUAAUAAUUUAUCUGAAGAAGAAGCAGCAACAAGGACAUGGAUUCAAGAGACAGGAACAUUACCACCAAAGGGCAAUCGUGUGGCAGCUCAGCUUCUCGGAUUUAAAUUGCGAUUCUACGCCUCUUCUGUUCGUUCCAAGGACGAUGUGCUGCCAGAUACCCUCAUCUAUUUAUCUGCACUGCUCAUCAAAGUGGGCUUUAUUUCCCUGCGCGACCUCUAUACUCACCUCUGGCGACCUGAUGAGAUGAUGGAGGAGCUAAAGACUGAGAAGAUGACCGAAAAAGCGGAGAGAGAAAAGGCUGCUCGGCCAGGUGGCGGAAUCAACGCUCUUAUGCUUGCAGGUGCGCUUUCAGACGACACGGUUCCUCCCCAGCGUCUUCGCGAAGACUCGCGCAAGGCUACUCCGUCAAAGGACCAAGAGGCCGACAAACAGUCUGCCAAGACAGAGAAUGAUCUACCAGACCCGGUUGACCAGAAAGUCUUGCUGCUUAAAAGUCUUCUUUUACUUGGUGCCGUUCCCGAGGCUCUCUUUAUCAUAAGCAAGUUCCCUUGGUUGAUGGAUGGCUUCCCUGAGCUUCCUGACUUCAUCCACCGCAUUCUUCACCAUUCGUUGAGUAAGGUCUACUCACCACUCCGCCCCCUCUCAGGGAAAGACCUUGCCGGCCAGCGACAAAUUCUGAGCAAUGACCAGUCUGGUCUGCCGAAGGGCCAGAUUCGACUUGCCCAGCCAUCGGCGAAACGGACGCUUCGAUGGGCUAAAAUCGACACAGACGACGAGAAUGAAGGUAUUGCCUACCGAUUUUAUUGGGACGAAUGGUCAAACAACAUCCCAGUCUGUCAGUCCGUGGAUGAUGUCUUCGCCCUCUGCUCCUCUUUCCUAAAUCUCUCUGGUCAUAAGAUUGGACAGGACGCGAGCUUGCUCUCGAAACUAGCGCGUAUCGGCAAAGACAGUCUGUCUAAAGACACUUCUGAAGAAAACAAAUCUCGCUGGCGGGAUCUCUGCAAGCGCCUUUUGUUGCCUUCUGUCAGUUUGACUAAAGCCAAUCCGGGUGUCGUAAACGAAGUGUUCGACCUUCUCAGUUUCUUCCCUCGCGAGGUUCGAUACAACAUGUACGCAGAAUGGUACUCUGGCCAGACAUCCAGAGUGCCCGACAUCAAGUCUGCCUUUGACCAGGCGAGGGCGGAGACCAAGGACGUCCUGAAGCGACUGAGCAAGACCAACACCAGGCCCAUGGCUCGCGCACUGGCCAAGAUUGCUUACGCUAAUCCCGGAAUUGUCAUCAACGUCGCCAUCAGCCAGAUUGAAUCGUACGAGAAUCUCAUCGAGGUUGUCGUCGAGUGUGCGCGCUAUUUCACUAAUCUGGGCUACGAUAUUUUGACUUGGUCUCUCAUCAACUCACUUGGCCAGAAGGGAAGAAGCCGCGUGCAGGAGGGCGGUUUGCUUACUAGUCGUUGGCUGAACGCCCUAUCCACUUUCGCUGGCCGAGCUUUCAAGCGAUACUCAAUUAUGGAUCCUACCCCGUUGCUGCAAUAUGUUGUGGAGCAACUGCGUCACAAUAACUCCACCGACCUGAUUGUUUUGGAACAAAUGAUUGUAUCCAUGGCUGGCAUCAUCACAGACAACAACUUCAAUGAUGCUCAAGUCCAAGCCAUGGCUGGUGGAGAAAUACUCAAGGCACAGACAAUUUUACAGCUCUUGGACAAGCGACACGAGUCCAAGACCACCUCGAAGCGACUGAUUAAGUCGCUUACCCACACUCGCCUCGCAGGUCAAUUACUCGUCGCCAUCGCCCAGGAACGUUUGACAUGUGUCUACAAUGAGCCUUCAUCGGAACUCAAACUUCUUGGGAAUAUCUUCGACGAAAUCCACCGAAUCCUCACCCAAUACUUGGACCUACUACGGAGUAAUCUGUCCAUUGAAGAGUUUGACUCUUUCGUGCCUGAUUUUGCCGCCCUAGUCAAAGAUUUUGGCGUUCAACCCGAGAUUGCUUUCUGGAUUCGCCGAGCCAGCAUUUCCAAGAAGAUUGCCGAGACUGAAUCAUCUAAGGUGGAGACAGAGUCAACGACGAAAGAGAUCACCGAGACUCCACCUCAGCCUAGUGAUGAGAAUCAGAUGGACACUGCAGACGACGGUGAUAGAACUCCGAAGGUCGACCAGAUUACCACCGAGAGAGAGAUGAACAUCGACAAAGAAGAAGUCACCGCUGCGCCUCUAUCGUCCAACCCCGUGAUGCAAGACCUGAUUAACAACGUCAAGACUGCUUUGCCUGCCGAAACAUGGGAGGUCAUUGGUCCCCACUUCUAUGCAACCUUCUGGCAGCUGGAUCUUUACGAUGUCCACGUGCCAGGCCAGUCCUACGAUGAAGAAAUGGGACGGCUGAAGAAACGAAUCAUGACCAUCUCCAACGACCGGUCUGAUCUGAGUUUAGCUGGCUCCCAGCGCAAGGACAGAGACAGGAAGGCUAUUACUGAUCUCCGCGAUCGACUUCUGCAGGAAAACAGAAAUCAUCUGACUGCAUACAGCCAGACUCGCUCUCGCUUGUUGAAGGAGAAGGACCAGUGGUUCGCCGGAAUGCGCCUCAAGCACGACGCCCUGAACAUUGCUUUACUAGAGCAGUGCUUCCUCCCUCGACUGCUUUUAUCACCACUCGAUGCCUUCUUCUGUUUCAAGCUGUUGAAGUUUUUGCACAGCUCAGGGGCUCCCAACUUCCGAACUGUUGGCCUUCUCGAUCAACUCUUCCGCGAGCAAAGACUCACAGCACUGAUCUUUUUAUGCACAUCCAAAGAAGCCGACAACUUGGGACGCUUCCUCAAUGAAGUUUUGCGUGAUCUCUCUCGCUGGCAUGCCGACAAGGCUGUAUAUGAAAGAGAGGCCUUUGGCACCAAGAAAGACCUUCCUGGAUUUGCAAAGAACGUUGGACCCGAGGGCGUGCCCCUGGCCUUCCUGGAGUUCGAAGACUUCCGCCGUCUUCUCUACAAGUGGCACCGCCUAUUCUCCGUUGCUCUCAAGACCUGCCUUAAUAGCGGCGAGUACAUGCACAUUCGAAACGCGAUCAGUGUUCUCAAGGCAAUUGUCCAGCACUUCCCUGCCGUGAAUUGGAUCGGACGUGACAUGCUGAACUGUGUCAACGCACUGAGUAAGAAUGACGAGCGAGACGACGUCAAGAUUCCCGCGGCAUCCUUGAUCGGUGAUCUUAACCGCCGUGAGAAGAAGUGGAUGCUCCCUCAAGCAUUCAAUAUGGUCAAAACCGGGGCUGGCAAUCAGCCGCCUGCGGAUGGCAAGAGUGGAACUCCGCAGCCAGGAAGCGGGACUCCCAAUUCACUCAAUGCUUCUGCUCCAGAAUUCAAGCCUACGUCCGGACAACCUGGCGACGGAUCAGCCAGCCAAGAAGGAUCUGGCAAGAUGGAGGUGGAGGAUGGUGAGAUUGAGGAUGCGAAAAUGGCCGAUGCAGCUUCCCUCAAGGGGCUGGAAGAUGCAAAGGCAGCGGAGCCUGGUACCGAUUCUGGAACUUCCACGGCUAUGGAUUUAGGUAACGACGAGCGGCCUGAUAUCCGUGGGCAGCUCGAACCUCCUGUGCGACCUCGGCCAGGCUCUCGAGCCUCCGAUUCGGCUCGCCCAUCUGAUAUCCCGCGACGACCGGACCCUGAACGUUCAACAUCACGUCGUCAACAGCCAGGCCGUCCUCCACACGGUGACGGCAGACUUCCUCCACGCCCUGACCUGAAAGUGGACGACCGACGCGACAGGCUUUCUGAUUUCAACCCGCGUACUCGUCAUGCAAACCCUGACUCUCGCUCCUUCGAUACUCCAAAUGUCCGCGAUCGCUUUGGUAUGAGACCUCUGCCAGACGAUCCAAUGCGCGGUCCCCCUUAUCGUGACAGCCGUCUGCCACGAGAGCCAGAGUGGAGUAAUGAUCGCCCUGGCCGUCUGCGUCCUGAUCCAUUCCAUACCCGCGACGGACCAGCUCGUGAUGACCUUAUGCCUGACUUCGCCGACCGCCCCGGCGACGGUCCCCGUCGUGGAGAGCCGAUGCGGCCUGACCGGCCUCCGCGUCCUUUGUCGCCUCCCAGAUCCGAUCUCCCCAAUCGGCCCGACCGUCGAGGGGCCAACUUCACCCAGCUUUCUCCUCGCGAUGAAUUCCCUCGAGGUCCACGAGACCGUGCUGCUGAUCCGAGAGAUGCCGGCCCUGGCCCUGACUUGACUCACGGCCGGCUGCGCCAACCUGACGCUCAAUCCGAGAUCCCAUCCGGGCCACGGGGCUCGAGGAACCCUCGUGGCCGCAAUGCGUCUGGUCGCCCGCCCAAUGGCAAAGCACCAACUCCCGAACGCCAGGUGCCCACGGGCCCUGCCCGACAAGGUGGGCGCGGCGGUCCCGAGCAGUCCCCUGCCACCCCUGCCCCUGCUCCUCCCUCCGAAGCUUCCAUUGCACUCGGUAUCCACCCUGAUAGAGUCCGCAAUAUCGUUGACGACACGCCAUCUCAGCAAAGCCCGCCAGCUGCCAUGACACCUCCCUCUGGCCCUGAGGGGCGUGACAAGCGCUUUGCCGGUAUCAACAAUAUGCUCCAGCAGACAAACCCUGCUGAGCGAAGCAAUGCCACUCCACCUGCCCGAGGAAGAGGUGGAAACCGACAAUCGGAUGCCGGGGACCUAUCCUCUCCACAGGUAUCAAAUCGCCCACCCACAGGUCCGGCCUCAUCCCAGGAUGAUGGUCAGCGUAACCGCCCUGCACGAGGCGGUGACUUGCUUGAAGACGCCGGUCCUGACAAUCGUCGUUCAGGGGGACGAGAUCGGAAUCGUGAAAAGGACCGUGAGCGCGAGCGUCGCGGAGAAGAGAGCGCUAACGGCGGCGGCGGUAAUCGACGUGAAGAACGUCGGAACCGUGACCCUGAUCGCGAGCGCGGUCGCCGGAGUGAUGUUGGUGGAGGCGCUGGUCGAGACAAGGAGGAUCGUGAUAAAGAGCGUCAGGGCGAGUCUCGUGAGAGCCUGCGCCGGACUAACAGCUUGCGCGAAGAGACAAGACGCCGGGACCGACGUGAUCGUGACGAAGGACCCCCCGCUGCGAGUGGCCCUGCUCCGGGCAAUGCCAAUGAUGAAGGCCGUCUUCGACCGCCGUCCUCUGUGGGGGCCCCUCCACCUCCACCACCUCCCCACCGCCUCCUCUUCCCAACGAUGAACAAGGUACCCCCCGCCGCUGGGGCUCUGGUGGUGGAGACCGAGGAAAUCGUAACGAAAACCGGGAUCGCGAACGUGAGCGCCGUGGUGACCGUGGCCGAGACCGGGAACACCGCGACAGCGGUGGCUCUGGCGGACACCGCAAGCGCGGACGUCCCAACCCCGAAGAAAUGCCCGGUGAUGGAAAUGCCCGGGGCCCGCGGAUGGGAAAUGACAACAAACGCCCUCGUCGUGGAGCGUGACAUACCCCGAUGA
This is a messenger RNA of Penicillium maclennaniae, 6750 nucleotides long. RefSeq names its product putative THO complex component (Rlr1). The transcript is spliced from 3 exons. Gene Ontology annotation, molecular function: mRNA binding. The record is from RefSeq and is a predicted model, not a curated record. Gene Ontology annotation, biological process: mRNA export from nucleus; mRNA processing. NCBI's taxonomy places the organism in Eukaryota, Fungi, Ascomycota, Eurotiomycetes, Eurotiales, Aspergillaceae. Bases 1 to 6750 code for a protein of 2249 amino acids. Gene Ontology annotation, cellular component: THO complex part of transcription export complex.